Messenger RNA from Neospora caninum, 1140 nucleotides. Its product is annotated as SRS domain-containing protein. The transcript has a single exon. The record is from RefSeq and is a predicted model, not a curated record. The coding region runs from base 1 to 1140 and encodes 379 amino acids. Gene Ontology annotation, cellular component: membrane. NCBI's taxonomy places the organism in Eukaryota, Apicomplexa, Conoidasida, Eucoccidiorida, Sarcocystidae.
AUGGCACUUUCUUCGCGCGUGAACCGCCCAGGUUCCGAGGCUUCCGGCUCGGUGUUGCAGGUUUCCAGGGGAUUCGAAGUCCGAAUGGGACUACGAGUGAUUUUAGUUUUUGUGAGCACGUUCCUGUUGUUAGACUUUGCAUCAUUUUUCGGUUGUGUCCGAACUCUGGCUGAGGAACCAACAGAACCAGCCUGCGUGACUACAGGGGCUGUUACCAAGUGCACUUGCACAAAACCUGCGGAAGCGAGCAACACGGAUAUCACAGCAACCCUCUCGGAAGAGAAAAACGCCCUAGAAAUUGGCUGCAAAAGUCAUGAGCUGAAAUGCGCUCCCGAUGGCUUGGAGAGCAACGAGGUCUGCCCUUCAACCACAGCCAGCCUGAAGGAUUGCGAAAAUGGACAGCGAGGUAGCAACCCAACGCCAUUCGACAUCAACACUCUCCUCAGCGGUUCCUCGAAAAACGUUUCCUGGAAAUCUUGUAAUGCCGCUGGUGACGAUGCGUGCACCACUAAGAAACUAGAGAUCCCUCGCGAAAAUUUCCCAUUUGUCGACAAAUCAUUUGUUGUCGGUUGCGUAGAGAACAGCAGCAAAGAAAACAAAAUGAAAGUGACUGUGACACUGGAAGCGAGGGCAAGUGCAACGGAAGAACAGACCGUCACCUGCGCCUACGGAGUGAAUAGCAAUAAAGCACACCAAACCGUGACUCUGACUCCGGAGAAGAACAGCUUCACUUUGGUCUGUGGCGACCAGGGAGAUGUUCUCCCGACAAAUUACAAAGAGAAGUACUGCGUGAGUGAAAUCGGGACGGCAGCAUCCGAGUCCUGCACUGGAGCGUACAACGGCGUUUUCCCGAAUUACGAAGAGACAUGGUGGACGACAACCGCAAACACUGACGAGUACAGGUUCACGAUUCCAGAAGGGCAAUUCCCGGCGGACGAACAGAAGAUUACUGUUGGCUGUCAAAAGAAGGCCACUGCUGAGCCGGGAAAACAGAGGACGGAGAGCGAAGAAAAGGGUUCGAGUGUGUGCAGUGUUGACGUGACGAUUGUGGCAUCUGCAGCUUCACCCGCGACAUUGACAAGUGGGAUGGUUGUUGUGUGGCUUUCUUUCGUUAUUAUUGUCUCCUCAUCUCUUUUGUAG